AUGCCCGUCGAACUCACCCCGUCUUUCCUCCGCCUCCUCGCCCCGUGUGUGCACUACGCCUACGCACGGCUCCACCUCGCCGGCUCCACAGCGCUCUCGUACGUGCUCACCCCCUUCCGGAUCGCGACGACCAUGUCCCUGCGCGCCGCAUCAUCUGCACGGAGCCUCGUCGUCGUCUCCUCGCGCCUUGCGUUCUGGUCGAGUGUCGCCGCGGUCGCGUACGCGCUCUCAAUCAUUCUGCGCCGCGCGGGCUUUGCACUUGGUGACUCUGAGGACGCCCGCCCCUCAAAUACUUCCACUUCUACUUCGGCUCUCCGGCCGAGAACGCGCCCGUCAUUUGACCUCCAACCUUCAUCUCUUCGCCGUUUGUAUUGCCUAGCUACUUCUGCCGGCACCGGAAGACAGCCUCUCCUUCCUGGCCAGUCGAUCGUCUCUGCGGAGCUAGCCACACCGCGACGGACGUACCCGCGCGAAGCGCUCCUCUCGAGCUACCGCUACGCGUACUACUACGUCCACCCGCUGCUCUCCGCCGCGCUCGUCCGCCUCGGCGCGGGACAGGUCGCGGUCAUCGCCGCGCACUCUUCCUCCUCCGCUCCCUCCCCCUCCUCCGCUGCGUCCGUGCACGACGUGCCAGUCGCCCUCCCCCCGAAGCUCGCGAUGUCCCCUUCCGCGUCGUCCUCCGCCCCCGCCCCCGAGCCCGCCCCCACCCCAGCACCCGCAGAGGACCCCGAGAGCGAUAGCGAGAGCGAGGACUCGGAGCGCCCCGAGACCCCCGCGUCCCCGUUCAAGACCGACCUCCCGCUCGCCCCCGCCUCCGACGACGCCGAGGACGCGGACGUGACGCUCUGCGAGCCCGACCACGAGCACGCCAAGCACGCCGAGGACGCGCCCUCCUCCGACUCGGACGCCGACAGCCUCUCCCUCCCGCUCGUCCCGCUCGUCCUCCCCAAGGUGCAGCUCGUCAAGAUGGUCGACACCUCCUCCCCCACGCACCCCUCCCCCGCGAUCUCCCUCCCGCCCGUGCCCAUCCUCCCCUCGCCCACCGCGCCCACCACGCCGUUCCCCGGCGAUGCCGACACCGACGCCGCCGACGCGCCGAAGCUCGCGCGCUCCAAGACGAGCAGCGGCCGGUGGCGCCGGCUCUCGCUGCCCCUCGCGCGCACACCGACGCCGGCGACGGCAACCGCGCACGCGCGCGCCGCGACGGACUCGGCCCCGGACCUGCUCGCGCCGGUCGCGGGCGCUGAGGCGGAGGUGGGGAAGGAGCGGGAGGGCGGCGCGUCGCGCCGGGGCACGAUCCGCCGCCUGCUGAGCCGCACGGGCGGCCGGAAGGCGAGCGGGGAGGCCCUGCGCGCGUCGGAGAAGCCCGUUCCCGCGCCUGCUCCCGCGCCCGCGUCGGUGGAGAAGGUGGCGAAGGAGGAGAAGGAGAGCAAGUCCCUCCGGAAGCGGUUCUCGCUGCGGCGGCUGGGGCUCGGCCUCCCGCGCAACGCGUGA
Messenger RNA from Epithele typhae, 1494 nucleotides. RefSeq lists its product as uncharacterized. The coding region runs from base 1 to 1494 and encodes 497 amino acids. The transcript is spliced from 3 exons. The record is from RefSeq and is a predicted model, not a curated record. NCBI's taxonomy places the organism in Eukaryota, Fungi, Basidiomycota, Agaricomycetes, Polyporales, Epitheliaceae.